Molecule: messenger RNA, 1468 nt
Organism: Homarus americanus (American lobster)
Lineage: Eukaryota; Metazoa; Arthropoda; Malacostraca; Decapoda; Nephropidae
Product: cuticle protein 7-like
Exons: 3
Coding region: 93-521 (142 amino acids)
Cellular component (GO): extracellular matrix
Source: RefSeq, a predicted model, not a curated record
GGGGGUCGCUAUAUAAAGCCAGAGGACCAACCACUGGCUACCACAGUUCCUCUCAGAUCGUCAGCUACACCGUCCACCGUCUCUCUCAAGUCAUGUUCAAGGUAGCGUGUGUCGUGGUGAGUGUGGUGAUGGGUGUGGUGAUGGGCACUCCUAUCCCUGAUGGUCCUCCUGUGUAUGGUGGUCUCGUGUCCUACCCCGCUCCUCAGCCCGUCUACACCGAUAACCAACUUUAUAAACCAGAACCAAAGCCGUACGCCUUCGACUACGGGGUUCAGGACUCGUAUUCCGGCGCCAACUUCGGCCACUCCGAGAACUCUGACGGCAAUGCAGUGAAGGGGUCCUACACAGUGGCUCUCCCUGACGGUCGCAUCCAGACGGUGACCUACGUGGCCGACCACAACAACGGCUUCCAGGCUCAGGUCUCCUACGAGGGCCAGGCAGUGUACCCAGAACACAACCCCUCCCCGUACAGCCAGCCUGGUCCCUCUGUGUAUCAGCCUGGCCCAUCUCCUUACGCGUAACUCCCCCCACACCAUCUACCCCUUCGUCAAACUACGUUAAAUCCUCUCCAUAUGCCUAAGGACCCCUGCCCUGACACCAAACCACAGCGCGAUUCCUUCCUACGCACGUAACCUCUCCACGUCAAACCACGCCUGAUGCUUCCCUAUACGACUAAUUCUCCUUACAGCUGCGUUAAAUUCGGCGUAUCUUUAUGCUACAGCCAUCAAGCGUUUUACCUGGAGUGGUGAGUGACAUCCACGUGUGCAGGAGUUUCUUCGUGUUGUUGGUAAAGCCUCACCCUCAUCCACGUUGUUUAUUAUUUUUGUUGCUCACCGUGUAAACCAAACUGUAUAUAACUUUUAUAUUUUGUAAACUUUGUAUUUUUAUAUCUACAGUAUGUGUAAAUGUGGGUGUGGAAGUACGUGUUUGUGUGUGGGUGCACGUGAUGGAUGCACGUGAACACACAAAAAUUUUAUUGUGUGUUCCGUGUACGACUUGACCCUCACAGUGACAAUGUUCAUUCCUCGCCCCUACAACAAUUUAGUGUAAGACCUGCCCCUCCACUGCCCAACACCCUCAUCCUACCUCAUCCCUCCCUCCCUUCACCCUAACCCUAAGGUCCACUAUCCUCCCUCUUCAACUAACCACACCCCACACCAAUCCAUCCCCAAAUCAUGAAAUCCAACACCUACUUAACCCUAUCCUCAACACGACCCACGUCAACCAGCUCCCAUAUCCCACCAAACUAUUUCCAUCCUAUAUUAACCUUUACCCAUUCCACAUCAACCCAUUCCCGUCCAUAAAAACCCACCCAACUAGCCACCUCCCGCCCAUACUAUCAACAACAUACGCCCACGAGUAGUGUUGUUGUGGGCGGGUUCCUCCAGUUAGUCAAGUCUUGGUAAUGAGGAGCUGCAGGUCCCUCGUCUGUUAUGUUCCUCUAAAAUAAAAACAAGCCUUAAGUAUA